AUGAGAAGUUCACCAGCUUCACCAGACACCACUACAGAAAACACAAGGGACACAUCACCAACUAUAACGAGAAGUAUCACUCCAGUAGCCUCAACAUUCUCAGUUAAACCCUCAAUAGAGGACCACUCAACCUUACCCUCUUCCACCACUUCUACUGAGGAAACAUCAGCACCUUCUCAGGACCACCAGACUCAGAGCAUAGAAACCACCAGAGAGACUCAAAGCUCCACCAUCAGAGAUGUGACCACAUCCACUCCCUCAUCAUCGCCACGUGGACACACUCUUACAGAAGGCACUCCCCAGGAGACAUCCUCUUCAGGUGAAACAACCACUUCAUCCCCAGCCAGUGUGAGCCACACACCUGCGACAACGUCAGAAAUGUUGACCACACAAACCUCAACGGACAGAAAUUUCUCCCCAUCUACUGGAAGCAACACAUCUCCUACAACAUCAGAGAUGAUCACAUCACCCUCUUCAACAGACACCACUGUAGAAAACACAAGGGACACAUCACCAACUAUAACGAGAAGUAUCACUCCAGUAGCCUCAACAUUCUCAGUUAAACCUGGACUAGAGGACCAAUCAACCUUACCCUCUUCCACCACUUCUACUGAGGAAACAUCAGCACCUUCUCAGGACCACCAGACUCAGAGCAUAGAAACCACCAGAGAAACUCAAAGCUCCACCAUCAGAGAUGUGACCACAUCCACUCCCUCAUCAUCGCCACGUGGACACACUCUUACAGAAGGGACUCCCCAGGAGACAUCCUCUUCAGGUGAAACAACCACUUCUUCCCCAGCCAGUGUGAGCCACACAUUUCCUACAACGUCAGAAAUGUUGACCACACCAACCUCAACAGACAGAAAUUUCUCCCCGGCUACUGGAAGAAACACAUCUCCUACAACAUCAGAGAUGAUCACAUCACCAGCUUCACCAGACACCACUGUAGAAAACACAAGGGACAUAUCACCAACUGUAAUGAGAAGUAUCACUCCAGAAACCUCAACAUUCUCAGUUAAACCUGGAAUAGAGGACCAAUCAACCGUACCCUCUUCCACCACUUCUACUGAGGAAACAUCAGCACCUUCUCAGGACCACCAGACUCAGAGCAUAGAAACCACCAGAGAAACUCAAAGCUCCACCAUCAGAGAUGUGACCACAUCCACUCCAUCAUCAUCGCCACGUGGACACACUCUUACAGAAGGCACUCCCCAGCAGACAUCCUCUUCAGGUGAAACAACCACUUCUUCCCCAGCCAGUGUGAGCCACACACCUGCGACAACCAACACAUCUCCUACAACAUCAGAGAUGAUCCCAUCACCCGCUUCACCAGACACCACUGUAGAAAACACAAGGGACACAUCACCAACUAUAACGAGAAGUAUCACUCCAAUAGCCUCAACAGUCUCAGUUAAACCUGGAGUAGAGGACCAAUCAACCUUGCCUUCUUCCACCACUUCUACUGAGGAAACAUCAGCACCUUCUCAGGACCACCAGACUCAGAGCAUAGAAACCACCAGAGAAACUCAAAGCUCCACCAUCAGAGAUUGUGAGCCACACACCUGCGACAACGUCAGAAAUGUUGACCACACCAACCUCAACAGACAGAAAUUUCUCCCCGUCUACUGGAAGAAACACAUCUCCUACAACAUCAGAGAUGAUCACAUCACCAGCUUCACCAGACACCACUGUAGAAAACACAAGGGACACAUCACCAACUAUAACGAGAACCAGUGUGAGCCACACACCUGCGACAACGUCAGAAAUGUUGACCACACCAACCUCAACAGACAGAAAUUUCUCCCCGCCUACUGGAAGCAACACAUCUCCUACAACAUCAGAGAUGAUCCCAUCACCCGCUUCACCAGACACCACUGUAGAAAACACAAGGGACACAUCACCUACUAUAACGAGAACCAGUGUGAGCCACACACCUGCGACAACGUCAGAAAUGUUGACCACACCAACCUCAACAGACAGAAAUUUCUCCCCGUCUACUGGAAGAAACACAUCUCCUACAACAUCAGAGAUGAUCACAUCACUCGCUUCAACAGACACCACUGUAGAAAACACAAGGGACAUAUCACCAACUGUAACGAGAAGCAUCACUCCAUGGCCCAGUUGGCUCAGUUCAGCCUCAAGGAGUGCUUGAGAGAGGAAGGGACAAUCGUAACCUCACAGAAGACAGACAGUGGGAGAAGCACAGCAACAUCACUACCCUCAGCAACCUCCCAGACCCUUACCACGUCCACUGCUGGCAAUUCUAGAGGCACCCACUCAACAGCUGCCCCAGUCUCUAUCAAGCCCGAGAAAGGCGUUUCCCUCUUCCCCUACGGGCUGCGUGCUGGAGACCAGGAGUUUGUCAAGAGGACUGUGGACUUCACCUCACCACUCUUCAAACCCCAGAUUGGCUUCCCCCUCGGCUCUUCUCUCCGAGAAUCCCUCUACUUCACAGAUAAUGGCCAAAUCAUUUUUCCGGAGUCAGAGUACCAGAUUUUCUCCUACCCCAACCCUCUCCUUAGAGGCUUUACAGCCUGGGAUCCUGUGGCCCUGGUGGCUCCAUUCUGGGACGAUGCUGAUUUCUCCGACAGCCGGGGAACCAUAUUUUACCAGGAAUACGAGACUCUCUAUGAUGAAUACAACCUGCUAGUGAGGGAGGUGGAGUCUUGGAUUAAAAUGUUAACAAACACCUGGAACUACAAAGCCAAGUGGACACUAAAGGUCACGUGGGUCCAUGCCCCCGCCUAUCCUGCCCGGGGGACCAUUGGGACCAACACCUACCAGGCCAUCCUUUCCACAGACGGGAGCAGGUCCUACGCCUUGUUUCUCUACCAAAGUGGUGGUAUGCAGUGGGAUGUGACCCAGCGCCCAGGCAACCCCGUCCUGAUGGGCUUCUCCAGUGGAGAUGGGUAUUUCAAAAAUAGCCCGUUGACAUUCCAGCCAGUGUGGGAGAAGUACCGUCCAGACCAAUUCCUGGAUUCCAACUCAGGCCUCCGAGGGCUGCAAAUCUACAAGCUACACAAGGAAGAAAAGCCCAACUACCGUCUCCAGUGCCUGCAGUGGUUGAAGAGACAGUCUCAGUGGCCCAGCUGGGGCUGGAACCAGAUCUCUUGCCCGUGUUCCUGGAGGCAGGGACUAUGGGACUUGAGAUUCCAGCCCAUCAACAUAGCCUGGUCGGGCCUUGGCAGCAGGCAGCUGUGCAGCUUCUCCUCCUGGCGAGGGGGCGUGUGCUGCAGCUACGGACCCUGGGGAGAGCUUCUCCAAGGCUGGAGAGUGCAGAGUCCUUGGCAGUUCGACCAAGAACUGGAGCCGCAGAACUGGUGUUGCCAUUUCAACGACAAGCCCUACUUCUGCGCCCUGUACCAACUCAGGAGGCCCCGCAUCAGCUGCGCUGGGUACCAGCCCCCGAGGCCAGCCUGGAUGUUUGGGGACCCUCACAUCACCACCUUGGAUGGUGCCAAUUACACCUUCAAUGGGCUGGGAGACUUCCUGCUGGUCCGGACCUGGGAUAGAAACUCCUCCUUCCUGCUGCAGGGCCACACUGCCCAGACCGGCUCGGCCCAGGCCACCAACUUCAUUGCCUUUGCCGCUGAAUACAGAUCCAGCAGCCUGGACCCCAUCACGGUUCAAUGGUUCCUUAAGCCCAGUGACACAAUCCACGUUCGGCUCAACAACCAGACUGUAACAUUUGAGCCUAACCGUGAAGGUGCAAAAGGCCAGGAGAUGUUCAACACCUCUGGAGUUGUAAUGACCCGCAAUGGCUCCAUGGUAUCAGCCAACUUUGAUGGGGCAGUGACCAUCUCAGUGAUCGCUCUCUCCAACAUCCUCCACGCCUCCUGCAGCCUCCCGGAGGAGUAUCAGAACCACACAGAGGGCCUCAUGGGCUUUUGGAACGGCAACCCAGAUGACGACUUCAGGAUGCCCAAUGGCUCCGCCCUUCCCCCAGGGAGCUCCGAGGAGAUGCUUUUUCACUAUGGAAUGGCCUGGGAAAUCAACGGAACAAGCCUUUUUGGCAAGAGGGAAGACCAUUUGCCUUCCAACUUCACCCCUGUCUUCUUUUCACAACUGUCGGGAAACAAAUCUUUGAAUGAAAAUUUGACCUCCAAGUGUAAUGGAGAUAAACAAUGCAUCUACGAUGCCCUGGCCACAGGAAACAAAAGCCUUGGACUGUACACUGGGAUGCUCUUUAGAAAAUACCAGCAGAUGAACACCACCCUGAAUCAGUACCCACCCUCUAUUGAGGGUCCUGAUGUGAUGGAAGCCUACAUGGGACAGGCCAAGCUGGUUAAUUACACCAGCAGCACUAAGGAUGUCACAUUCACUCUCAGAAACAACUACACUGACUUCAAGCUCUUUGAGAAUGGGACAUUGCUAUGGACACCAAAGUUGCUGGGACCAUAUACUCUGGAGAUUCUAGCAAGAAGUGCCAAGGACAACUUGUCAUCUGUACUCAAGCCAAGGACGGUGGUCUGUGCGUGCAAGGCAGAGAGCCAGUGUUUAUACAACCAGACCAGCUGGGUGGGUGAUUCCUCCCUGGAGGUGGCCGGCUGCAAGUGUGACGGGAACACCUUAGGCCGCUACUGCAACCACUCCAAGGACCCCUGUGACGAGCAGUGCUUCCCGAAUGUGAAGUGCAUUUCCGGGAAGGGCUGCGAGGCCUGCCCCCCGAACCUGACUGGGGAUGGACGUCACUGUGCACCUCUGGAGAACCCUUUCCUCUGUCAGAACAAGUCCUGCCCUGAGAAUUACUGCUACAACAACGGCCACUGCUACAUCUCCCAGGCUCUGGCCUGCCAGCCUGCCUGCACCUGCCCCCCAGCCUUCACCGACACCCGCUGCUUCCUGGCUGGGAACAAUUUCACUCCAACUGUCCGUCUAGAGCUUCCCUUAAGGAUCAUCCAUCUCUCGCUCAUUGAAGACGAAGUUGCCUCCCAAGCAGAUGUCAAUGCCUCCGUGGCCUAUAGACUGAGGAACCUGGAUGUGCGGGCCUUUCUCUGGAACAGACAAGUGGAUCGAAUUGAACGCCCAAUAGCACUGGCCUCAGGAAGCUCCCUUCACCGCUGGAACAUCAUCUCGGAGUUCCAGUACCGCCCUGGGGGCCCUGUCAUCGACUUCCUGAAUACCCAGCUGCUAGAUGCAGUGGUGGAGGCGUUCUUGACUCCGUGGAGGAGGUGGAAGAGAAGUGCGGGGCCCAGGAACAACGUGACCUUCCACCCCAUCUCCAGGAGGGACGUGUACAGUAUGAUGGCUCCUGGAGAUAUUAAGUUGAAGGCUGGAGACCUGGCCCAGAGGCAGAGAUAUCCCCUCCCUGAAAGAGUCUGUGAGCCGUUCUCCAUCUACGCGCCCUGGGGCAAGCGCUGUGAGCACCUGAGUUUGAAACUCGGCGCCUUCUUCGGGAUCCUUUUCGGGACCCUGGGCGCCCUCCUGCUGCUGGGGGUCGUGCUGUCUGUGUUCCUGCGCUUCUGGGGCUGCUGCGGGAGCCGUUUCUCCUACCUGCUGGGCUCCGAAGCUGAGGCCUUGCCCCGAACGGGCUGCGGUGGCCUAUGA
Molecule: messenger RNA, 5547 nt
Organism: Physeter macrocephalus (sperm whale)
Lineage: Eukaryota; Metazoa; Chordata; Mammalia; Artiodactyla; Physeteridae
Gene: MUC4
Product: mucin 4, cell surface associated
Biological process (GO): regulation of signaling receptor activity; cell-matrix adhesion
Molecular function (GO): ErbB-2 class receptor binding
Source: RefSeq, a predicted model, not a curated record